Messenger RNA from Brassica napus (rape), 2130 nucleotides. RefSeq lists its product as uncharacterized. The coding region runs from base 1 to 2130 and encodes 709 amino acids. The record is from RefSeq and is a predicted model, not a curated record. NCBI's taxonomy places the organism in Eukaryota, Viridiplantae, Streptophyta, Magnoliopsida, Brassicales, Brassicaceae. The transcript is spliced from 5 exons. Gene Ontology annotation, biological process: DNA integration. Gene Ontology annotation, molecular function: nucleic acid binding.
AUGACUGUGUCUAAGGAGUGCAGCGCCGUGCUUCAGAACAGGCAGAUAAAGAAGCGAGGAGACCCUGGCAAGUUCGUCCUCUCUAUCCAGAUUGGAAAGACAAUUUUCUCAUGCUCCUUGGUUGAUCUGGGAUCCAGCGUAAACCUCAUGCCCUACUCUGUAGCACGAAGUUUGGGAUACACGAAUUUCAAACCAACUAAGAUGUCCUUGGUGUUCGCGGAUAGAUCAGUUAAGUCCCCGGUUGGUAUUCUAGAGGAUCUCCAAGUAAAAGUCGGGAACACCUCUGUUCCAGCAGACUUCGUAGUUCUAGAGCUGGAAGAGGAAUCCAAAGAUCCUCUCAUCUUAGGAAGACCGUUCCUAUGUACUGUUGGAGCCAUCAUUGAUGUGCGGCAAGAGAAGAUUGAUCUCAAUCUGGGGGGCAUAGUCAUGCAGUUCGAGAUGGAUGAGCUGCUGAAGAAGCCGAUGCUGGAUGGACAGACCUUCGAGGUGGAUGAAGGGAUUGAUCCGCUGCAACCUCGCGACGGGAUGAUCGAGGAGAUUCUUACAGAAGAUCCACUUGAGCUUGCACUAGUAAGAGCUGAGGCCAAGCAGAGUGUCGAGAACAUUGACGCAGACGGGUAUGCUAAGAUGCUUGACUCCGCAAGGAGUAUGGGAAGAAUGGUGGCGAGUCUAAGUCUGGGGGAAGAAAGCAACAAGGACGAGAACACUCCAACUGGAGCGACCCCUUUACCGAACUCGCUUGUUCCGCCGAACCUACCUAAUGAUCCCUGGAGCAAGUUGAAGGCUCCCAAGGUUGAGCUAAAACCCCUUCCCAAGGGGCUCAGGUACGCUUUCUUAGGUCCGAAUUCCACUUACCCAGUCAUUGUGAACGCUGAACUCAAUAAUGUGGAAACUGCAUUGCUUUUGUGUGAGCUUAGGAAGUAUCGUUUCUUUCAGAUCCCUAUCCAUCCGGACGAUCAGGAGAAGACGACAUUCACAUGCCCAUACGGAACGUACGCAUACAGGAGAAUGCCAUUCGGCAUGGUACUCAAAAGGUGUGAGGAGAAACAUCUGGUGCUCAAUUGGGAGAAGUGCCACUUCAUGGCCAGAGAUGGGAUUAUUCUAGGGUACAAGAUCUCCGAGAAAGGCAUUGAGGUAGAUAAGGCAAAGGUCGAGGUGAUGAUGAGCUUGCAGCCACCAACAACUGUGAAAGCUACCAGAAGCUUCUUGGGUCACGCAGAGUUUUACAGGAGCUUCAUCCAGGAUUUCUCAAAAAUAGCGAAACCACUCACCAGACUGCUCUGCAAGGAGAUCAAGUUUGAUUUCGACAGCGAGUGCUUAGCUGCGUUCCAUACGAUCAAAGGAGCUCUAGUCAGCGCACCUGUUGUACAACCGCCAGACUGGGAUCUCCCUUUUGAGAUCAUGACCGAUGCUAGCGAUUUUGCAGUUGGAGCAGUCCUUGGACAGCGCAAGGAUAAGAAACUUCAUGUGAUCUAUUACGCAAGCAAAACCAUGGAUGAAGCUCAAUGCAGAUACGCUACGACUGAGAAGGAACUCCUGGCUAUUGUUUUUGCAUUCGAAAAGUUCAUAUCCUACCUGGUGGAAUCAAAGGUGAUUGUGCACACAGACCAUGCUGUUCUUAAGUACUUGCUCACAAAGAAGGAUGCAAAACCGAGGAUGGCAUAUUCAGAAGGUGUGUUCCAAAGGCAGAUAUUCCAGGGAUUCUACAUCAUUGCCAUGGUUCCUCCUAUGCAGGGCACUUCGCUACAUUCAAAACGGUUUCCAAAAUCCUCCAAGCAGCGACUUGGGAACAUCAGCAAAAGGAAUGAAAUGCCUCAGAAUUACAUUUUAGAAGUUGAGGUGUUCGACUGUUGGGGAGUCGACUUCAUGGGACCAUUCCCUCCGUCCUUCAAGAACGAGUACAUCCUGGUCGUCGUUAACUAUGUCUCCAAGUGGGUAGAAGCAGUGGCGAGUCCCACUAAUGAUGCAAAAGUGGUGACUAAGAUGUUCAGCUCCAUCAUCUUUCUGAGAUUUGGGGUGCCUAGAGUGGUCAUUAGCGAUGGUGGAACACACUUCAUCAACAAGGCAUUUCAGGGCCUGUUGAAGAAGAAUGGGGUGAAACACAAGAUGGUUACCGCUUAUCACCCCUAG